Messenger RNA from Theobroma umbraticum, 760 nucleotides. RefSeq names its product cycloartenol-C-24-methyltransferase-like. Gene Ontology annotation, cellular component: endoplasmic reticulum. Gene Ontology annotation, biological process: sterol biosynthetic process. The record is from RefSeq and is a predicted model, not a curated record. Gene Ontology annotation, molecular function: sterol 24-C-methyltransferase activity. Lineage: Eukaryota; Viridiplantae; Streptophyta; Magnoliopsida; Malvales; Malvaceae.
AUUGAAGCUACCUGCCAUGCACCGGAUGCAUAUGGAUGCUACAAGGAGAUCUACAGAGUAUUGAAGCCUGGUCAGUAUUUUGCUGCUUAUGAGUGGUGCAUGACUGAUUCCUUUGAUCCCAAUAACCAGGAACACCAGAAAAUUAAGGCAGAAAUUGAGAUUGGUGAUGGUCUUCCAGACAUCAGGUUGACCAGACAGUGCCUGGAAGCUCUAGAACAGGCUGGUUUUGAGGUAAUAUGGGAGAAAGAUCUUGCUGUUGACUCCCCUGUCCCUUGGUACUUGCCUUUAGAUAAAAACCACUUCUCAUUGAGUAGCUUCCGUCUAACGGCUAUUGGACGCUUUGUUACUAAAAAUAUGGUCAAGGCUCUAGAAUUUGUGGGAUUGGCUCCAAGGGGAAGUCAAAGGGUUCAAGAUUUUCUCGAGAAGGCCGCAGAAGGGUUGGUUGAAGGUGGCAGGAAAGAGAUCUUUACACCUAUGUAUUUCUUCUUGGCCCGAAAACCACUUGCAGAGAGCCAGUAAUCCAAUGAUGCAGGAGCUAAUUAACCUAUUGCUCGCUGCUUGCUGCUUUCCUGGGAAGUUUGACAGAUAGAAUGUGGUAUAUCUUUUAAACAAUAGACCAUGCUAGGCAGCUUCCAAUUUGGUGACCUGCAGAUCUAUGUUUAGACCUUUGUGACUUCAGUUGUAUUUGAUAUCUUGUCAGCUCUCUCCUCAAUUUGGAAUGCUUCUCCUUUUAGUUAUUUGAUGAGCAUAUUUUCCUUCA